CUUCAGAGUCUCCAAAUAAUUCAAACUCUUUUGUGAAUUUAUUUAUAUUUAUGCGUUUAACAAACUCAAAUAACAUUUUAAGUUUCAGUGAAUUCCUCAAACCUGAUGUAUGCUCGGCAGACAGUGGAAUUUAGUGUAAAGGGUCCAGUUUCUCUGAUUCUAGAUGAAGAGCAGAUCGCUUUGCCAGGUUGUGCAAUUUUGGAUAUAAACUUCACCCGCCCAUCACAGAUAGGGGAGUUGGUUUUUCGAAACUACUACACGGCAUGGGUCAGUGUCCUGGUGCGCUACGAUGGUGCAGCCACUGGGCAGAAGGAGCCAGGGUGGAAGGUAGCAGUCAUGAAGAAGAUGUUGAUGCCCUCCCCUCACCAUGAGAAUGGUAGCCAGGAUAUAGUAUCUGUUGCUGCUACUGAGAGUUUACUUCGAUGGCGAAAGGUACUGGCUAUGAGAUUGGUUUUACGUCAGCCAUCUCCUGAGUGGAGGGUAUUUCAUGUUGAGGAACUCAAUGUUUAUGGAGACUUGCCCAGGCUUGCUCCAACUACAACCAACAGUCCAUUUGAGAAAUAUGAUAAACUUCUGGAGUUGGUUAGACACCAAACACUGAAAGCUCUGCAUUGGACACCUCUACCACUUCCCACAGACUCUUCACAGGCAAGGGGAGAACCUGCAAGUGUCUUGCCUAAGAACACAUGCUCUGCAUAUGAAAUCACAAAAUUACCUCAAACUUAAUAGCUUACUUAGAACUGUAUUGCCUACUUUAACCAACAAGAAACUCUCAAUCAAUUUCAUUUACUAAUACUUAAAAUAUUUGGAAGUUAGACUAAAACCAAUAAAUUUUUAAUCUUCUCAGAUAAGUAUAAUGUUUGUUUCUAAUUAUAUCCCUCCAGAGGAUGUAAAUAUGUGUGCCUACAUUGCAGGGUUGGUACAAGACUAUAGAUUGCAGAAGUAUGAAUAUUUACAAGAUAAAAGUUUAUUAAGAUAAUGUAGUAUUACAGUAAACAGUAAUUAUGUUAAUUUUAUUUUAUACAAUCUCUCCGUACAAUCACCUAACUCUCCCAAAAACAGGUUUGAAAAUUGUUUUAAAUUUACGAUACAAUGACUUUUAUAGAUAUGAAUUUUAAACAUACAAAAACCUCACAAAGUUUCAUGAAAUUCCUAAAUAGAAAUUUUAAAACUUAACAAUACUGUCUCAUAGAGGUUUAUACAAAUUACCAACUUAUGCAGGUGCAAGAUUUUAUGAAUACCUGCCACUUAAGAUUAGACCUAACAUAAAAUGUUUAAGUAAACCAAAAACAAAACUAAAAACAUUUGUAAUUCUUAUUUAUUUAUUUGAUAAUUAAAAUUGACAUUUUCUUAUAAACAUAAUUCUCAAAUUUAAGAUGUACGAACAUUUAAAAAAUAUAUAGGUACUUCUUCUCAUGUAAUAACACCAUGCAUUAUACGUGUUUGUGCAAGUACUAAAUAAAGAUAUCUUGACUCUGACAUUGAUACUGUAAGGCCAAUUAAAAUAAACAAUAGGUGAACUCCCGUUCUUAUUGGAGGUCUAAUGUUAUUGAUCUAUAAUUAAUCAAAAUUACAUGUCUGUUCUGUUCAUACAGGUAUAUUGGAACUUAGGCAUAAAAACUUAAAAAUAAAUUAAUACAAGUAUUUUUUAUUAAAAAUUCAUAACAGUGAAAUGAUAUUACCAAAAAUUAAUAUGUCAAAUUUUGUAAUACUUUUAAUAAUAAAACGGUUAGUCGUUUUUGUGAAAUUUCACUAUAUACUAUACUAUACUAUAUACUAUACUAUACUAUACUAUAUACUAUAUCUGACUCCUCUCAAAUAUUUUUUUAGCUGAAUGAAAUGCAAUAAUGUAAUGUAGGCUACAUAUAACACUGUAACAUUCGUAAAUUGAAUGCAUUUAAUAAAAAUAUAUUAAUAAGUAUAAAAUAUAA
Molecule: messenger RNA, 1931 nt
Organism: Homalodisca vitripennis (glassy-winged sharpshooter)
Lineage: Eukaryota; Metazoa; Arthropoda; Insecta; Hemiptera; Cicadellidae
Product: nicolin-1-like
Exons: 6
Coding region: 106-726 (206 amino acids)
Cellular component (GO): nucleoplasm
Source: RefSeq, a predicted model, not a curated record